Molecule: messenger RNA, 6380 nt
Organism: Trichechus manatus latirostris (Florida manatee)
Lineage: Eukaryota; Metazoa; Chordata; Mammalia; Sirenia; Trichechidae
Gene: PANK3
Product: pantothenate kinase 3
Exons: 7
Coding region: 142-1254 (370 amino acids)
Biological process (GO): coenzyme A biosynthetic process
Cellular component (GO): nucleus; cytosol
Molecular function (GO): ATP binding; pantothenate kinase activity
Source: RefSeq, a predicted model, not a curated record
CCCCGCCCCAGGCCCGCCCCGCCUGGCCUGAGGGGAGGAACUGGCCGGGCCUUAACGCGCGGCCCGGCCGCCUCUGGAGUCGCCGCCACUGGCUGCAGUACGCCGUAGCCGAGGCCGCUCCUCUCCCCUCAGGCCGACGCCAUGAAGAUCAAGGAUGCCAAGAAACCCUCUUUCCCAUGGUUUGGCAUGGAUAUUGGGGGAACUCUAGUAAAGCUCUCAUAUUUUGAACCUAUUGACAUCACAGCAGAGGAAGAACAAGAAGAAGUUGAGAGCUUAAAAAGUAUCCGAAAGUAUUUGACUUCUAAUGUAGCGUAUGGAUCCACUGGCAUUCGAGAUGUACACCUGGAACUAAAGGAUUUAACACUUUUUGGCCGAAGAGGGAACUUGCACUUUAUCAGAUUUCCAACCCAGGACCUGCCUACUUUUAUCCAAAUGGGAAGAGAUAAAAACUUCUCAACCAUACACACGGUGCUAUGUGCUACAGGAGGUGGUGCUUACAAGUUUGAAAAAGAUUUUCGCACAAUUGGAAACCUCCACCUGCACAAACUGGAUGAACUUGACUGCCUUGUAAAGGGCUUGCUGUAUAUAGAUUCUGUCAGUUUCAAUGGACAAGCAGAGUGCUAUUAUUUUGCUAAUGCCUCAGAACCUGAGAGAUGCCAAAAGAUGCCUUUUAACCUGGAUGAUCCCUAUCCACUACUGGUAGUGAACAUUGGUUCAGGAGUCAGUAUUUUAGCAGUCCAUUCCAAAGACAACUAUAAACGAGUGACUGGAACAAGCCUUGGAGGAGGUACCUUUCUAGGUUUAUGUAGCUUAUUGACUGGCUGUGAAAGUUUUGAAGAGGCUCUUGAAAUGGCGUCCAAAGGUGACAGCACCCAAGCAGACAAGCUGGUCCGUGAUAUUUAUGGAGGAGAUUAUGAAAGAUUUGGUCUGCCAGGUUGGGCUGUGGCAUCUAGUUUUGGGAAUAUGAUUUAUAAGGACAAGCGAGAGUCUGUUAGUAAAGAAGAUCUGGCAAGAGCUACUUUAGUUACUAUCACCAAUAACAUUGGUUCUGUGGCACGGAUGUGUGCAGUUAAUGAGAAAAUAAACAGAGUUGUCUUUGUUGGAAACUUUUUACGUGUCAAUACACUCUCAAUGAAACUUUUGGCAUAUGCACUGGAUUAUUGGUCAAAAGGUCAACUGAAAGCACUGUUUCUAGAGCAUGAGGGAUACUUUGGAGCAGUUGGCGCACUUCUUGGACUACCAAAUUUCAGCUAAAGCAUCAGAUUUCUCUCUGCUAAUAAAUGUCAUCCAAAAGGAGCUGAAAACCAGAGGCAUUUAUUUGUCACUGAGAACCAAAGGAUAAAGAGUAGCAUUAUUCCUGUUGCUUUUUAAAUGUCAAAGUGAUAAGCUGCCGAAUGUUGCCAUAGUAUAAUAAAAGAGAGUUCGAAAACGUGAAGUAUUUCUAACUGAAGUGUUGUUUUCACUUCUGUAUAUAGCCAGCGUUAAAUCCUUAAAUGCAAUACAGCCUCUGAUUAUUGAGCUUCCUUUCAAAAAGAUUUUCUAUUGUAUGUAGCCAGCAUUGCAGUACUGUAUGCUCAAACACAGAAUCUUCAAAUCUCAGAAAUGUUUUGCUUAUGAAGAUAAUUGAUUCUGAAUAUUUGUUAUAUACGUCUGUUUUAUGUGCAUUUUGGUUAUUAGUGAGCAGCCCGUAAUAUACCCAGUAUCAAAAAUUAUUGAAAAUCAAUCAAAAAUGAUCAUUUUUAUAUGAUUUUUAGAAAUGUGAAGGCAAUGUUAAUUAUUCAUUAUUACGGUUUUUCUAGUAUCUCUCCUCCCGGAAAGCACGUUUACGUGAUCUUUUCCCAGAAGUAUAUAACCUUUCGCACAUGCUGUGAUUUAAUUGAAAUGUUAAAUUUUAGUCUGAAUUUUAAAAUGAAUUCUAGAAAAUGCAAAUAUUUGGUGAUACUGUACUUUCUGUAUUCUGUUAGUUAAAACUAAUCAAUUUAUUUAAAAAUGUUUAAUAUUAAGAAUUUGGAGACUUCAUUACUUGCUUGAUAGUCUGUUUAAUAGGUCCUGGGACUAUUGUAAUACGGCUUGAGUGUAUCAGAGUUAAGUGCUCUUUCUAUACCAAAUUUACCUCAGGCCCAAACUUAGUCAUUCCUUUUUGAACUAUCAAAGCUAAAGACUAUUCUAUUAUGAACUCCAGCAACAGAAACAUAUUUGUUCUAAAAGAAUGGUAUGGAAAUUUGAAUGAUGAGUUGUUAUGAAACUUUGUGGGAGUCAGAGGCAGUAUUGCAGAAAUAAGAAAGGAUCAGUGUUUCGUACAUUCUGGUAAUAAAAGCAUUACCGUUCCAAAAUUUGUAAGUCCACUUGCCUUGGAAAAUAUGCUCUAUUUUGAAGUCAUUUUUUUUAUAAUGUUAUAAAAUUUUUCACAUUUUUACUUUGACAGUUAAUAUUUUAGAGGUCCCAUAGCUCAGUGAGGUUAUUUGGGUCUGUUUCUCAUGGUUUAGGAAGUAAUAAGACUUGGACAAGAAUUUACCUCCAUGAAUUACCAGUAAAUCUGGAUGUACUUUGAAGAGUUUAAAAAUUGUUUACAUGAAGAAAGAAGUAUGUCAUGUUUUUACAGGCCAUAAUUUUGCUCAAGUAUGCUCAAUUGAGAGCAAUUUUCAGUAGACUGAGGUGCUUGAUAGAGAUAUUCUCCAUGUACUUUUCAAAAAUUGUGCUCAAAUACUUAAAAUUUAGUUUUGUUUAUCUAAAGACAUGAACAUAAAGAUAAUAGGAGUGAAUGUUUAGAGGAGAAAUUAUGUAAAGGUAAUUUUUUAGAGUUUAGAAUAUUUGGAACUUUGAAUUCUUGUUAGUCAGUAGCCAAUUUAAAAUCUACAGUGACUUCACACUUCUUGGUUUAAUGUCUCCAUUGUAGCAAUUAGAUAUUUCAGACAAAAUGCCAUUGAUUUAAAUAAAGCUUAUAUAUCAUUUUCCAUUGAUACUGAUUAAGCAGUAAAAUAAAAUUGCCCAAGAUACAUCCUGAUAGUUCCCAAGAAUCUCAAAUUUAUAUUUUCUUCACUGAAGGAAAUGUGAUGAUUCCAGUGACUUAGAUUUACCCCCUCCCCCCGUAUCUAAUUGGACUUUAGGGGCUUAAAAAGAGAUUUUUUAAUUCUUCUGUUGAGGUCUGUAUAAACAAGAUAAUCUUUUUUUCUUUAUAAAAUUAAUGGCUUGUAUUUCUAUACCCAGACAGUUUUAGACUAUUCUCCAAAGGCCAGAGUAUUAAUAGACUUUCUUGCCCGUCAAUAUGAGCGUUCCUUACUCAGCUACUCUAAUUUCAAUAGGUGGAAAAUAGGUUUAAACUUCUAAUUAGGAAAAGUCAAUGCCACUGCCAAUAAUAUACUUAAUAAUUGAAAGUUCUCCGAGACGUUCAAAUUAUUUGCCAAAAAGUCCGUAGACUUCUGGAGUGCAAAUGUGAUGGCUGUUUUGUGAGUACCAGUUCCUGAAACACUUAGUCCAUUCCUGUAAGCAGAAUGAUGUAACUGAAAGUGAAGAGGCCUCCUGUUUGUUCAGUGGUGCUCUUGCCAUUAAAGAGUAGUCUGUCGCAUCUUGCCUUGAUUUCUAAGGUUGCGUUCUUGGGUAGAAGACUUAGCCAGGCAAUAGUUCGAAAUAUCCUUUAUAACAAUGUUGUUAUAUGCAAAAAAUUUUUGUAUCUUUUUGUUCUGUUGAGCACUUUAUGCUUUUUACUCUAUUGAAUUUGAGAAUGUAGUUUAAAAAUCCUUUCUCCUUUAAAAGCUAUGUAAGAACUGAUGAAGGAUAAUGACCAGGAAAAUGAGUAUAUAGUAUUUUGAUUUGACUUACUGUUUUGUGGUAUCUGUAAACAAAAUAACUGGAAAUACAUUGCCUUUUUGUAAUGAUGACCUUAUUUAAGAUGUUUUGCUGUGAAUGUCAGUAAUGUCCUAUUUCCCAAUAAGUACACAUAUUAAAGUGUUUAUUUUAGUGUAUUUUAUUUUAUCACAAAAGGAAUUCAGUUUUUUUCCUCUAGCUUUGUCAUUCAAAGCCCUAUCAUCAGAUUAACCCAGAAAAUAAUGUGCUUUUCUGUAUUGCUACCUGUUUUCAAUAUUUGGGACAAUAACUCUUAUUUUCUACUGAGCCAAGUAAUAAUCAGUACAGACCCAAGAGGACUGAAUAGUUUUUUCCUUCUUCCUUUGAAGUAUAUAAAUAAGCCAUUAGAAAUAAUGGUGGCAUGAAAAGUGAAUCAUUGUAACUUUCCUGCCACAUCUAAAUUGAGUCGUUUUCACUUCCCGAAAGUUAAAGUGGUUUCUUAAAAAUUAGCAGUCUAUAUUGUUUAUGAUCUUUAUCUUGGGUUAUACAGUAGACGUGAGGUCAUGAUUUGUAUUUGUAUUAGGAAUUGCUGCUGUCACUUCUGAUUUCUCUAAAUAUUAUUUCAUUUGUAAAAUGAGGGAAUUAAACUGAAACUUGAGGUCUCUUCUAGCUGUAAAAUGUUUGUUUGAAUGGGAAAUGACUCAAGUAUCGCCCUGAGAAAAGAGUUUCAUUCAUGGCAGUAUUCUGGAUAACUGAAACGGUUCGUUCAGCUACUUGCGGUCAUAGUUUACAGUUUAUUUUAGUGCUAAUGGAACAUUCUUAUAAUUACUACAUAGUUUUUAUUUGUAUAUGUUAAUAGGUACCAGAUUUUGGUUUCUCACCGAACCAAUAGAAUGAGACCAAUUAUUCUCUCGGAAUGAUGUUGCUGCCAGUAGGUAAAUCUUAAUAUGAAGGUUUUGUGUGUGUGCAUACACACACAUCUUGGUGUUCAGUUCAGUAACUUAAUAUGUAAAAGUGUGUGGAAUUUUUACUUUGUUUAACUCUAAAAUCAUACGGGCAUUAUUAUAACAAGUUUUUCAUUGUACAAAAAGAAAACAUUCCACGAGUAAAUUCAUAGGUGUUUGAAAAUAGAUAUAUCUGUGUAUUUUUUGUUGUCUUCUUCUUUAAGCUGUUUCUUAUUUCCGAUCAUUGUAAGGAUAAAUGUGGGAUAAAUCUAUCCUAGAAUUAUUUGUUGCUGUUGUCAAACACAACUCAUAGCAAAAUUUAAAACAAGUUUAAUUACCUGCAAGUGAGUUGAAAUAUCAUAGAUUACAGUCAUCUCCACAUUUAACUGCUGAAGGCUCAGUGCUUUUAUCAUUAGGAUUGUCUGAAUAAUGAAAUGGACAUGUGUCUGACAUUCCUAACUUAACUACUAAUAAAAAUAAAUGUAGUAAUGUCAAGAGUCACAGUGCUGUUUGUUUUUGUUUUCUCUUGUAGAUUUUAUUUUAGUCUUUGUUUUGCUGCAAAUGCUACUAAUUUUGUGUUUAAAAGAACUAAUGAAUGUAUUUUUCAAAGGAAUGAAUGAAGUUAAAAAUAGAAGGUUUUGAAUUGAAUAAAUAUGCAACUAAAAUUCAAUCUUGGAUAUUACAAAUAAUGUUUUUGCUACUUCCCAACAUCUUUCAUAUUCUGCAGUACUUAUUGUACCAAUAGCUUUCAAAGAAAACAUUUCAGUUUUUACUUAAUUUGUAAAGUGUACAUAGAUAAUGCAAAUAGCUUGAGAUUAUCUUAGCUUUACUUAGUAUCUCCAGAUUUCACCUUAGUGUUGUACCUGGCACCGUCGGUGGUUGUAGGUACUAAGUCAUUUUGAAAUUUGUCACUUUUUUCGGAGUGAUGCUUUUUAGUUUAUAGCCUUUAGAAAUAGAAGAUAACUUCAGAGACAAAAUCCUGAUCUCCUUUUCCCAAAUAUAAUUGGUGAAGUUAGGAUGUAAGUGACGUUUGUUAAAAUGGUUUUCUCUUUUUUUAACAUGGUGUGCUUUUAAUUUUUAUUUGAGUGGCAGUUGUCUUAACUCUGCCCAGUUAUUGACCAAAUCAUACUUAUAAGAAUGUCUUAUAUGUCUGAAUCUAGAGAAUCCUUUAAUCUUGGUGUUAAUUUUACUUCUACAAACCAGUUUAAGUUGCCUUAUUCUGUUGAUUACUGUGUUUUUGUCAAGCCUGAGCUUUGUCAUGUCUGAAUUCUUCUAACACUGAAUCUGAUGUAAAAAUGUAUGAUGUGCAACAAAUUUUAUUCAUAAUAAACUAAGUUAUAGCCUAAUGUAAACUAUUAAACAUUUCUUGUAAAUUGUCUAAUUUAUUUUUUCAUUUAUGUACAGUUCCUUAUGUAAAUUUUUAAAAUACUUGUGGCCUGUUCUGUAAACAUUCCUGUACUCUUUUCCUUAAUGCUUAUUUGCAUGAGAGAAACCUGGGUUUUAUUUGCUUGUUUGUAUUGUAUGGCCAUUAAGCCAGUCAGUACUCUGCCUUCUUUACUCUGGUUUAAUUUUUUCUAGUUUUGUUCAUAUUCUAAGUGAAUAUUAGAACCAGGCUUUUUAUCUCCUACUUUCCAAAUAAAUUCUCUAAAUUGU